UUCCCGCGACGCCCCGCGGCUGCCGGCUGCCGUAAAGCGGCCCCCUGGCCACGACUCUCCCGCCCGCGCCGUGGGGGAGCCGAGUUCCCGCCAGGCGCCUCCGGCUCCGGGAGUCGGGGAGCCGCCAAGUGCUCGCGCCCACGGCAUCCUCAAGGCCGGCCACGGUGGCCAGGGGGCGGCCUGGAGACAGCGGCGGGGUCCACACGCGCCAUGGCGCACAAAGAGUCGGGAAAGGCCCCUGUGACAUUUGAUGACAUCACAAUGUGCUUGCUCCAGGAGGAAUGUAUGCUGCUGAGUCAGCAGCGGAAGGAGCUCUGUGGCUCUGAUAAGCUGGUGGCACCACCGGGACCAACUGCUGCCAACCCCGAGCUGCUCUGUAAGUUUGAGCAGGAGCCAGAGCCAUGGCUUGAAGAUGUCCAGGGCCAGAGCUGCAUCCUGGAGCAUCACCCAGGAAAAAUCCAGACGGGCUACCCGGAAGAAACAGACGUGCAGAGUGCUGCCAAGGAGAGUGGGCAGUGCCUGCCUCCCCAGAAGAGGGCCUGCCUUACCCACUGCAGUCCGGAGGCAGACUGGGCAGGAAGAAGCAAGAAACCCCUGAGGCCCCGAUCGAUCCAGAAGUCUUGGUUUACACAGUUUCCCUGGCUGAUCAUGAAUGUGGAGCAGACGGCUCUGUUCUGCUCAGCUUGCCGAGAGUAUCCAUCCGCCAGGGAUAAGCGAUCGAGGUUAAUAGAAGGUUAUACGGGACCCUUCAAGGUGGAGACACUCAAAUACCACGCCAAGAGCAAAGCCCACAUGCUCUGUGUCAACGCCUUGGCUGCCAAGGACCCCACCUGGGCAGCCCGUUUCCAGAGCAUCCCAGACGCAUCUGGAGACGGCCUAGCCAGCCCGGAGCACCUCUCCAGUGCGGAUUAUCCCGUGUUCUGCCCGUUGGGGCCUCUGGGAGACCUCAAAGGCAUGAUGGAACUCCUGCCCAGCUCCAGAGCGGAACUGGAGGACCCCGGGGAGAAUGGAGCAAUGCCUGGGUUGUAUCUAGACUGCAUUAAAAACCUGGGGCCAAAAGAAAUCUCCAACGAUACCAACAGCUCCUCAGACCUUAACAUUGCUGUUGAAUUGUGCAGUCAGGACCCUCCGGAAGAGGGGCUGUUGGAGGAGCUUCCGGUGGUCUUUGAGGAGCUUCCGGUGGUGUUUGAGGAUGUGGCAGUGUAUUUCACCCAGGAAGAGUGGGGCAUGCUAGACAAGCGGCAGAAGGAGCUGUACAGAGACGUGAUGCGGAUGAAUUAUGAGCUGUUGGCCUCCCUGGGGCCUGUGGCCACCAAGCCUGACCUGAUCUCCAAGCUGGAACGGAGAAGUGCGCCAUGGGUCAAGGACCUGAAUGGACCCAAGUUGGGGAAAGACUGCCCUCUAGGGAAAAAGAAAGUGGUGGUUACAGGAGAGAUUGACAUGCAAGCCUCAGCUUUACAACCUGCAUCGCUCCCAGCUCCUUCUGCGGAGAUAUGUCCCUCCUCCGACUGCAGUGCCAGCCUUUGUGAAGUGGACACAGAGGGUCCCGGGAAGGUCAAGAGGACUUACCGCCCACGGUCCAUUCAGAGGUCAUGGUUUGGGCAGUUCCCCUGGUUGGUCAUUGACCCCAAAGAGACCAAGCUGUUCUGCUCAGUCUGCAAGGAAAGGCCCACUCUGCAUGACAAAUCGUCUCGGCUGGUCAGAGGUUACACGGGGCCUUUCAAAGUGGAGACGUUAAAAUACCACGAGGUCAGCAAAGCACACAAGCUCUGCGUCAACACUGUUGAAAUCAGAGAUGACGCCCCACAGCCCACCCUGGUCCCAGAGAUCUCCAACGACCUCAUGGCCAACAUGGAGCACUUCUUCCACGCUGCCUACUCCAUUGCUUACCACUCGAGGCCGUUGAAUGACUUUGAGAAGAUUCUGCAGCUCCUGCAGAAUACUGGGACCGUGAUCUUAGGCAAGUAUCGAAACCGCACCGCCUGCACACAGUUCAUCAAGUACAUCUCUGAGACGCUCAAGAAGGAGAUUCUCCAUGACAUCCGCAAGUCUCCCUGCAUGAGCGUGCUGCUGGACAGCUCCACGGACACCUCGGACCAGGCCUGUGUGGGCAUUUAUAUCCGCUACUUGAAGCAGGUAGAGGUAAAAGAGUCCUACAUCAUGCUGGCCCCCGUCCACAGUGAGACCGUGGAUGGAUACUUCGAGACCAUCGUUUCUGCGCUGGACGAGCUGGACAUCCCUUUCCGGAAGCCUGGCUGGAUGGUGGGCCUGGGAACCGACGGCUCCAGCAUGCUGAGCUGCAAAGGAGGCCUCGUGGAGAGGUUCCAGGAGAUCAUCCCCCAGCUGCUGCCUGUCCACUGUGUGGCCCACCGGCUGCACCUGUCCGUGGUGGAUGCCUGUGGCAGCAUCGAUCUGGUGAGGAAGUGUGACAGGCACAUCCGGACUGUCUUCAAGUUUUAUCAGUCCUCAAACAAAAGGCUGAAUGAGCUUCAGGCAGGAGCCGCUGCCCUGGAGCAGGAGAUCAUCCGCCUGAAGGACCUGAAUGCUGUCAGGUGGGUGGCCAGCAAGAGGCGCACACUGAAUGCGUUCAUCACCAGCUGGCCCGCCCUGGCUAGGCACCUGCAGGGCGUGGCAGAUGCUGGGGGCCCGAAUGGACAGAGGGCCAGGGGCAUGCUGAAGCUGAUGAAGGGCUUCCAUUUCAUCAAGUUCUGUCACUUUCUUUUGGACUUCCUAAACAUCUAUAGGCCCUUGUCUGAGGUGUGCCAGAAAGAGAACGUGCUGAUCACAGAGGUGAACUCGACGCUAUCACAGGCCUACGUGGCACUGGAGACCCUCCGUGAGGAGGCAGGGCCCCAGGAGGAGGAGUUCAACGCCAACUUCAGGGACGACCAAUUGCAUGGCAUCUUCCUCCAAAGAGUGGAGAUGGCAGAGCAGCGGUUCCAGACAGACCGGGAGAGGACGAUCCUGAUCGGGCUGCAGUACCUCCAGCAAAGGUUUGACACAGACCGGCCCCUGCAGCUCAAGAACAUGGAGGUAUUUGACACCACGGCCUGGCCAGCUGGGGUGGAUCUGGCCAGUUUGGGGAAUGAUGAUAUUCUUGCCCUUGCCAAGUAUUUCAGGCUCUCCCUUCCCACGGCGUACAGCGAGGAUGCACUCCUGGAGGAGUGGCUGGACCUUAAAGCCAUUGCCCAAAACCUCCCAUUCUCCAUUCUGUGCAAAAAUGCCCUGGCCCAGCACCAGCGCUUCCCCUUGCUGAGCAAGCUCAUGGCCGUGGUGUGCUGUGUGCCCACCUCCAGCUCCUGCUGUGCACGGGGAUUCAAGGUCAUGAACCGGAUCAGGACCGAUGAGAGGACCAAGCUGUCCAAUGAGGUGCUCAACACGCUCAUGAUGACGGCGGUGAAUGGCGUCGCCGUCGCAGAGUACAACCCCCAGCCCGCCAUCCAGCACUGGUACCUGACCUCCUCAGGCCGCCGCUUCAGCCACGUCAAUGCCUGUGCCCAGGGGCCAGCCCGCUCCCGUGCCAGUGCGGGACUCAACAAACAGGAGGUGGGCGUGCGUUGUACCAAGGAAUCUGUGACCCAGCAGCUGCCUGUCAUGCCCUCCGGGGAGCCAGAGGAGGUGCUGAAGGACUGCGUCCCAGAGCCUCCAGGAGAGUCCUGUCCCCGCAUGCCAGCCUAGGAGCCCCUGAGCUAGCCUGAGGGACUACUUGUAGGACAGCCCUCUGCAGAAUCGGGACUGCCUCAGGUCUCCCUUUGCAGAGUCUCUCUGUAAAGACAGCAGAAGCCCCUACCUCCAAGAGGCAAGGUAAUUGGGCGGUGCACCUCCUGCUGACCUGGGCCCCUCCACAGGCACAGCAGGACCCUCUGUGCACAGAUAAGCUGAAAAGGCUCUCAUCUCAAGUUUGUUUCUGAGGCGCAGCAGGAAGAUUUCACCUUAUGUCCUGGUGGCAAGGGGACAUCUCCAAGUGGGAGAGACUGUUGGAGGUGGGAGCCUAACAGGGUAUCCCAGCCCUCCAGGCACUCCUAGAAAAUGUUUCAGAGAGGCCACCCCAGAGCCUUGGUGCAGGUGGCAGGAGGGAGGAAGGUCCCUCCUACCCCAACUUGUUAGGGGUACAAAUAACCCUGCUGAAGGGACAGCUGAUCUGCCUGCAAGCAUUCACGCAGGUCAUCAUGGUGGGGUCUCUUGCCCUGGCUCCCAUGGCAAAUCAGGUGGGAAACCCUCAUCACACAGUAUCUUGCCUUUCACCUGGAACCUGCCUUUAGGGUACCACAAGACACUUUGGACAGAACCCAAGAAAGGUUAUCUUCUCACAGCUCCUGGAUGGGGGCAGAGCCGGUGCUUUUCCUAGAAGGAAUACAGAGUACCAGACCUUCGAGCCGUCGAACUUGACCUAUAUAGCAUGCCAGGCCCAUUUCCUUAUGGGG
Molecule: messenger RNA, 4424 nt
Organism: Ochotona princeps (American pika)
Lineage: Eukaryota; Metazoa; Chordata; Mammalia; Lagomorpha; Ochotonidae
Gene: ZNF862
Product: zinc finger protein 862
Exons: 8
Coding region: 211-3678 (1155 amino acids)
Biological process (GO): regulation of DNA-templated transcription
Molecular function (GO): protein dimerization activity
Source: RefSeq, a predicted model, not a curated record